CGGAGCGCCCCGGCCCGUCCCGGCCCGUCCCGCCCGGCCCGGCCAUGCCGCUGCGGCUGGCGCUCUGCCUGCUGGCGCUCUGCAGCCCCGCCGCCGCGCACGGUGGAAUCUGCUGGCUGCAACAGGGGAGGGAGGCCAAGUGCACCAUGAUCCUGAAGACAGGCGUGACGUGGGAGGAAUGCUGUGCCAACGGCAACGUGGACGUGGCCUGGUCUAAUUACACCUACCCAGGCAACAAGAUCAGCCUGCUGGGCUUCCUGGGGCUGGUGACCUGCCACCCCUGCAAAGAGAGCUGCGAGGGGGUGGUGUGCGGCCCCGACAAGGUCUGCAAGAUGAAGCACGGGCGUCCCCAGUGUGCCUGUGCCCCCGACUGCUCCAGCCUGCCCCGCAAGCUGCAGGUCUGCGGCUCCGAUGGCUACACCUACCGGGACGAGUGUGACCUGCUGACAGCCAAGUGCAGAGACCACCCCGACCUCGAAGUGAUGUACCAGGGGAAAUGCAAAAAGUCCUGCUCCAGCGUGGUGUGUCCUGGCACGCACACCUGCGUGGUGGACCAGACGGGCAGCGCCCACUGCGUGAUGUGCCGGACUGCCCCCUGCCCAGAGCCCACCAGCCUGGACCGAGCCCUCUGCGGCAACAACAACGUCACCUACCCCUCGGCGUGCCACCUGCGGCGUGCCACCUGCCACCGCGGCCGCUCCAUCGGCGUGCGCCACUACGGGAGCUGCUCAGCUGCGGCCAAAUUCUCCGCGGAGACGGACAGCGUGGAGGAGAACUAUGUGUGA
Molecule: messenger RNA, 785 nt
Organism: Lonchura striata (white-rumped munia)
Lineage: Eukaryota; Metazoa; Chordata; Aves; Passeriformes; Estrildidae
Gene: FSTL3
Product: follistatin like 3
Biological process (GO): regulation of BMP signaling pathway; multicellular organism development; negative regulation of activin receptor signaling pathway
Cellular component (GO): extracellular region
Molecular function (GO): activin binding; protein binding
Source: RefSeq, a predicted model, not a curated record